GGCUGCUGGGCUCUCGAGCGGGCAGAGCUCGAGCCGGAGGCGGGAGCGGAAGCUUUCCGGGGCAGGUGAGCGCGAGCGCGAGUCCGUCGCCGCCGCCGCCGCACACCGUACACCGAGAGACUCUGGUGGUGGGGGCUCGAGCCGGGAUGAGGCGGAGGAUCGGCAGCGAGAGGCGAAGCCCUCCCCUCCCUCCCUCGGUGUCACGACGCCUACCGUAAGUGAACUCCUGUUAAUAGUCAUUAACAGAAGGUUCUUGCCACUCCCUCCUUCCACGUCGACAGUUGUUCAGCGUAACCUGUUCUUCAUGAGCUAAUAGAUUUCUACUUAUGGUACAGCCUCAUGCCUGUGCAACUCUAUGGCCUUCCGAAUGGAAAUGAUUCUAUGAGCUCUCUUCGAAUAUCCAUCGGUGGCCUUCCUGUUAUAGCUUCCAUGACAAAAACAAGGGAUUCUCGUUUUCGGCCAAGAUGGAAGACCAUCGCAGUGGUUUUUAUUAUCGUUUUUGUAUUCUUUGUUGUUUAUUUUCACAAGGCUUCUCCAAACAACUCUUCUGUGCGUUUGCACAACUGGCAAACUAAUCAUUCCCCAAGAGGCAGAUACAAUGACACAUACCCGCUUUCGCCCGCACAGAAAACCCUGGAAGGGGUCAGAUACCGAAUUGGACUAAUUGCAGAUUUGGACACAAAAUCAAAGAAGGAACAGAAAGUUAAUACUUGGUUCAGUUACUUGAAGAAAGGCUAUUUGAUUUUAUCAGAGAGUGGAGACAAGGUGACUUUAGAAUGGGACAAAAACAAGUCCGUUCUUCAAACUCAUCUGUCGGAAAAAGGACGUGGCAUGGAAUUGUCUGAGCUCAUAGUUUUUAAUGGGAAGCUUUACACUGUGGAUGAUAGGACAGGAGUUGUAUUUCACAUUGAUGGAGAUAAAGCAAUCCCAUGGGUAAUUCUGACAGACGGAGAUGGAAGUGUUGAAAAAGGCUUCAAAGCUGAGUGGAUGGCAGUAAAAGAUGAGCACCUUUAUGUGGGUGGACUUGGAAAAGAAUGGACAACUACCACAGGAGAGGUAGUGAAUGAAAAUCCAGAGUGGGUGAAAGUCAUUGGUUAUAAAGGUGAUGUUCAUCAUGAAAACUGGGUGUCUCACUACAAUGCUCUCCGUGAAGCUGCUGGAAUCAAAUCUCCAGGAUACUUCAUUCAUGAAUCAGCAGGCUGGAGUGAUCGACUGCAACGCUGGUUCUUUCUGCCACGAAGAGCAAGCAGUGAGCAUUACAAUGAGAAGGAUGACGAACGUAGAGGAACAAACCUCAUCAUCAAAUGCACCCAAGAUUUUAAGGAGAUAUCAGUGAGCAAGAUUGGAGAGAUUAACCCUGUUCAUGGAUUUUCUUCUUUUAAAUUUAUUCCUGAUACAGAUGAUCAGAUCAUUGUAUCAUUGAAAUCUGAAGAAGAUAACGGGAAUAUAGCUACUUAUAUUAUGGUUUUCACUUUAGAUGGACGCUUUCUUUUAGAGGAAACCAAAGUUGGGAAUGUAAAGUAUGAAGGCAUAGAAUUUAUAUAAAAAUACAGAUAACUGGAAUUAGUGCUGCUGUUCCAAGGAUACUGAAAUUGGUAACAGAAGUUUAUAUGACAGAUAUGGCCUACUUCCAAGCCUUUAUUGGUUGUUGAACUGAAGUAGUAUAAUGUUACUUUGUGGUGUCCUUCACUUUUACAUGAAACCCAAUACCGUAUUUCCAAAAUUAAUAGUCUUCCUCCUACCCCUUCAACUUCAACGCACCUUUCAAUUUUGGUGAAAUUAAGAAUAAUGUAUCGGAGUUUUGCCUUGGUGUAGCAUCUUGUGAUCACCUCAACAAAUGUGAAAGAUUUGCACAUCGUUUUUCAUUGAUGCUCGAAAUGCAAAUCAAAGUUCUUACAACUGAUGUUUGUUCAUUUUGACAAAGCUGUCUUUUUAAAAAAAACUUCACAUUCAGGAUAUCAAAAUUAUCUUUUAUAGCUUUAAACAUUUUUCUCAGUCAUUUGGGUGUAGUAGUAAAUUUAGUCAGAAGGCAACAUUUGUUGGUCGGUUUCAGUGACUUACCACUUGAAAUAUCAAUGGCACAAUUCACCUUCAGAUAGCUAGGAUUCCUCAAACGUGUGUACGUACUGUUUAUAUUUGGUAUAUUGAUAUGGGAUUUUUUUCCUGUAGGAUUUAAGGAUAGCAUGGUUUUUGGGAGCACAGAGAUCAAACUGUUCCAUACGUCUGUUGAGUAGAAGAGAUUUAAUGCAUACCACAUACAAUAGAUUUUUUUUUAUUUCUGUUGUCCUUCAUAUUGCAUUCUUCGCUUCACACCUUAACAGGGUGUAAGGAAAGCAUGAAGUUGCCAAGUAAGCAAAUUGUAUUUUGAGCAGCUAUGACAGAUGUGGGAAAACAAAAUUUAAGAUUGACAACUGAAAUAGAGGCCCAGUAAACAGUAAUAUUUGAUAUCCCAAUUUCUUGAAUUCUAACAAUUUUAGUACAUUCUUAUCACAUACUUGUUUGGAUAGAUGUUUCGACCACUCUUUGUAUCAAAAGCACAUAUUCUGGUAACCACUGCUCCAAUUAACUCCACAGGCAAGUUCAUGUGUCUAUCACUGCAGGGCUUAAGCACCCCCUCUACAAUCCUCUGAAAAUCUCAUCAGAGAUCACCCUGAUUACUCAACAGCUAUCUAUUGUACUACCCUCUCAAUAAUUAAUCUUUCAGAUUUUCUUUGACUGUAAAAUUGACCUGUCAGGUUGCAGAUGGAAAGUAUCUGUUAAAUUGUAUCUGUUAAAAUGCGCAGUGGAACCUGUAAUAAAGGCAUGAGAUAGAAAAGAA
Molecule: messenger RNA, 2818 nt
Organism: Callorhinchus milii (elephant shark)
Lineage: Eukaryota; Metazoa; Chordata; Chondrichthyes; Chimaeriformes; Callorhinchidae
Gene: cant1a
Product: calcium activated nucleotidase 1a
Exons: 5
Coding region: 340-1545 (401 amino acids)
Biological process (GO): proteoglycan biosynthetic process
Molecular function (GO): UDP phosphatase activity; calcium ion binding; GDP phosphatase activity
Source: RefSeq, a predicted model, not a curated record